AUGGAAGAAAUUCUUAGUGAUCUUCAACCAUUCGAAAUUAUAAGUAAUGGUAAAGAUCUAAACACACCAACCGUCAAGUCUUCUGAUAGAUUUUACUUUAUUCAAUCAAAAAAAGCUUUUCAAAACUUAUUGCGUUCUGAAAAGAACAAUCAAAUAGGAAAACUAAUAUUUGAAAACUUCAAAUCAGAACACAAGCCUUCGAUCAACGCAGUAGAACCCUUAAAAACUUACUUUGCUCAAAAUUAUGACAAAAAUCGAACCAAAUUUCAACCAGGGCAAGAGCCAUAUAAAGGAAUCAAUGAGCAAAUUGAACAAAUUGGAGCGUAUCUACACCAAGAAAUUGAAUACGAACAAUCAAUUUUUACAAAUAUUUCAAUUCCUCACUACAACAAAAAAGACUUUCUUAAACACUCUAACUUGGAUGACAAAGACCCAGAUCCUGCUGAUAUUGUGACCUAUGUAGAAGAAGAUCCAAAGCCAAUCGAAAACGAACCUGAACAACAACAACAAACCACUUCAAUCCUGGUCCAAGAAACACCAAACGAAACAAAAGAGCAAACCAAAGAAAUACAAGAACAAACCAAAGAAACACAAGAACAAACCAAAGAAACACAAGAACAAACAGAAGAAAAACAAGAUGAAACAGAAGUUAAGCAAGAGCAAACCAAAGAAAUACAAGAAGAAACCAAAGAAACACAAGAACAAAUCAAAGAAACACAAGAACAAAUCAAAGAAACACAAGAACAAAUCAAAGAAACACAAGAACAAAUCAAAGAAACACAAGAUGAAACAGAAGUUAAGCAAGAGCAAACCAAAGAAAUACAAGAACAAACCAAAGAAACGCAAGAACAAACCAAAGAAACACAAGAACAAAUCAAAGAAACACAAGAACAAACCAAAGAAAUACAAGAACAAACCAAAGAAACACAAGAGCAAACCAAAGAAACACAAGAACAAACAGAAGAAAAACAAGAUGAAACAGAAGUUAAGCAAGAGCAAACCAAAGAAAUACAAGAAGAAACCAAAGAAACACAAGAAGAAACAGAAGUUAAGCAAGAAGAAACAGAAGUUAAACAAGAACAAACAGCGGAUAAACCAAAGAAGCCAAGCAAACCAACUCAAAAGAAAUCAGGUCAAACAUCUAAAUCAGGUCAAAAGAAAUCAGGUCAAACAUCUAAAUCAGGUCAAAAAUCUAAAUCAGGUCAAAAACCUAAACAAAAGAAAGACAAUUUUCUCCAGCAAAUGCUUGCUUCAGGGGGUACUCGCAAGUGA
Trichomonas vaginalis G3 is the source of this 1272-nucleotide messenger RNA. RefSeq lists its product as uncharacterized. Lineage: Eukaryota; Parabasalia; Trichomonadida; Trichomonadidae. Bases 1 to 1272 code for a protein of 423 amino acids. The record is from RefSeq and is a predicted model, not a curated record. The transcript has a single exon.